AUGUUUCGCCACGCUGGAUGUCGACUCGCGGCGAUGUCCAGCGCUUUUUCUUCUGCCGCGUUCACUGGCAAUGACGACGGCUCCUAUGAACGGUUCCAGGAAGAACGCCAGCGCCUCCAGCAGGAAAAUACCUACACCCCCUCCUCUCGCUCUUCAGGGUUGAAUACGAGCCCCUUUAUCAACGAUCAUUCCUACGAUCACCUAAAACGCCCCACCGCGGAUACGUACCGUGCGAUGUCCGACGAUGAGUUAGUUGAGCUUUUGAGGACUCGUGAAAGGCAGGUUCACCAGCUGCGCUCGAUCUACGAAAACUUUCAUUAUGAGGCGGAUAAGCACUUCCGGAAGAUGGUUUUUGACUACCACGACAAAACGCUCCAGCUCAGCCAGGUUCAUGGCAAGAUGCAGGAGGUGUCCUUUCAGAUCAACCGCGAGGUCCUCAAGCAGCUGCGUGAGGAGCAGGAGACGUACACCCGGGAUACCCGCAUGGCAUUUAUUUUUUCUUCCAUUCUGACCUUUUGGUUUUGGAUUUGGGUUCGCCGGCACUACAUCGCACUGAAGGAGCUUGAGGAGGACCCGGACGCGAUCCAGCGGGCGGCCAUGGCCCCUUCAGUCACCGGCAUCGGGUCGUACUCGUGGAAUUGUUUUAGUAGUUCUAAGCGGAGCGCGCGGAGUAGGGAGACGUCCUGGGAGAAGGAGGUCCGGGAGUCGCGCGAGAAGUCUCGGGAGGGGAUUUUGGAGAAUAAAUUGAAUCCCUAG
Messenger RNA from Phytomonas sp. Hart1, 756 nucleotides. The record is from the annotation of a GenBank genome assembly. Lineage: Eukaryota; Euglenozoa; Kinetoplastea; Trypanosomatida; Trypanosomatidae.